Messenger RNA from Hypomesus transpacificus, 5723 nucleotides. Its product is annotated as synaptotagmin-2-like. The transcript has 7 exons. The record is from RefSeq and is a predicted model, not a curated record. Gene Ontology annotation, biological process: calcium ion-regulated exocytosis of neurotransmitter; regulation of dopamine secretion; cellular response to calcium ion. Gene Ontology annotation, cellular component: dense core granule; axon; synaptic vesicle membrane. The coding region runs from base 1 to 1107 and encodes 368 amino acids. Gene Ontology annotation, molecular function: phosphatidylserine binding; calcium-dependent phospholipid binding; clathrin binding. NCBI's taxonomy places the organism in Eukaryota, Metazoa, Chordata, Actinopteri, Osmeriformes, Osmeridae.
AUGCCUGGAGGCUCACAGGAGGGAGCCCUGAGCAGCAGCCCCAGGUCUGAAGCUCCUCAUCGUCUCCCAAAAGGCUUUGUGUCUGUGGUAUGCUGUGCCCCCAGCACUUCCUGUUUACCCUGUGACCCCCGACCUCUGACCUUGCUCUUUCAUGUGACCCUGCCGGCACAGAAACACCAGGACGAUGAUGAUGACGAGGGAGAGACAGGGCUGACGGAGGAGGAGAAGGAGGAGGAGGAGAAGGAGGAGGAGAAGCUGGGGAAACUGCAGUAUUCUCUUGAUUACGACUUCACCGAUGGCAAGCUCACUGUUGGCAUCCUCCAAGCUGCGGACCUCAUCUCCAUGGAUACCGGUGGGACCUCUGACCCCUAUGUCAAGGUGUUUGUCCUGCCAGACAAGAAGAAGCACCAAAGCACCAAAGUGCAGAAGAAGAAUCUCAACCCUGUCUUCAACGAGUCGUUCGUCUUUAAGAUCCCGUACGAAGAGUUAGGCCCGAAGACGCUGGUGAUGUCGGUGUAUGACUACGACCGCUUCUCCAAGCACGACAUCAUCGGGGAGGUGAAGCUGCCCAUGAACACCCUGGACCUGGGCCAGCCCAUCGAGGAGUGGAGGGAUCUGGAGAAUGCCGAGAAGGAGGAGCCUGAGAAGCUGGGAGACAUCUGUAUCUCGCUGCGUUACGUACCGACGGCAGGGAAACUCACGGUCUGCAUCCUGGAGGCCAAGAACCUGAAGAAGAUGGACGUGGGCGGACUGUCCGAUCCGUACGUUAAGAUUGCGCUGCUGCAGGGCGGUAAGAAACUGAAGAAGAAGAAAACCACGGUGAAGAAGAACACCCUGAACCCAUACUACAACGAGUCCUUCAGCUUUGAGAUCCCCCUGGAAACCAUGCAGAAAAUCUUGGUGGUGGUGACGGUGUUCGACUACGACAAGAUCGGCAAGAACGACGCCAUCGGGAAGAUCUUUGUGGGCAGCAAGGCGACAGGACUGGGGCUGAAGCACUGGUCCGACAUGCUGUCCAACCCCCGUAGGCCCAUCGCUCAGUGGCAUCCGCUGCAGCAGGAAGAGGAUAUAGACCAGGCACUCGCUGGGCUUUUUGCAAAGAAGUAACUUCAUCUCCUCCCUGACCGCUUAACAGACUAACUCAGAAACCCCUUAACCCUCCCUCCUCAAUUCCUCCCUCUCUACCCCACCCCCCAACCCCCCCCCUAAACCGUUACACUGCAUGAAAGUCAUGAGUUACAGAUGGCGAAGGUGACUUCGUCAAACUUUGAAAAAAAGAAAAGAAAUUAAAGUUAAACAUCAAGAGUAUCAGCUUAUAAGAACAUACAUCCUCACACCUUUACAUUUCACACGUUUAUGCGAAUGACGAGAGGGAGAAAAAUGGAUUGAGUGAUAAUUCAUGUGUGAGGGAUGGAUUGAGUCAGAGUUUCAUUUCCCAUAACGUGCUCAUAGGAAAAGCUUCUUACUUACCCUUACGGACUCUCCAUCAGCGCGCUAGUUGGGAUAGCGACGCUGCUGGUGAUAGACUCGUUUAGUUUAUGCAGCAUUGUGCAUGUCUUACUUAUCUCUACCUGCUGCUUGGCCAUGUCAUUCCCAAUAGUCUCCUGUUCUACAAUCAUAUAAGUGUGACAUACCUUGUUGUAGAUUGUAGUGUUGUUCGGCAAUUGUAUCACUUAGAAUCUGUUUAAGGUCUAAUUAGUAUGCCACUGCAAGAGAAUCUCGUUGACGAUGAAUGAGGUUAAGAGAAUGCAAAAACAUGUUUUAGUUUUUUGGGGGAAUGUGCUUUUAAAAGAAAUUCACAGUACGAUUGUUUUCAUUUGACCCAAAUGUAAUUGUUGGCCUCAAAAGAGACGAAGAGACACAGGAUGUAAACCCACUAGGGACAACACACUGUCACACAACAUAGGUGUUGUGUUCCAUGAUUACUCUGUUCAUUUACGUCACUUUUUUAUUUUAUUACUAUCUUCUCUUUCAUAAUUUCACAGUUAUGUCAUCUGUAACAAUGGAUUGGGUCAGUCCAUCUCCAUUGUUACAGACACAGGUUACAGUGCUUUGAGACUGAUUUUUAUCCUCAGAGGAAUGAGAAGGGUGCCUUGCUGGUUAUACACUUUCGUUAACCGUAGACCCCUCGGUCUAGUCUGGUGUCCAGUCUGGUCUAGUGUAUUGGACUGGUCACUUGUCCAAUACACUACACCUGAUCAAUCUCAAACUGAAGUAUUUAAAAUGUCUGUUGAAACAGUCAAAUCUCAUAAGUGAAGCAGUUCAUUCUCCCUAGAACCAGUCAGGGAAUCUGAGAAUGUGCCAUUUGCACUUUGUCUCUUGCUCUGUUUGACCACUUGGAUGUAAAACAGAUAACUUCUCCACGGUUAGGAUGACUGAGGGGUGAAUGCUGCUAUUGCUGCCCAUGUGACUACAUGUUUCUGUGGUGAAGAGAUCUGUACUGUAUCUCUUCAGCUUGAGAAAAUGGUGUCAUCCCAAAACAUGUUUAGUUUUGUCCAAUGAAUAGAUUCAAUCACUUAACUACAGACAAAAACAUACAUACAUACAUAUAUUUACACAUAUUUGAUUAGAUGUUUUUGUCAUCCCUCAUUCAAAACAAAAUGUUGGGAAUUUCUAUUAAAGAACAUAGAAGAAAAAAUAUUUUACAAAUACUUGCAAAGCAAUAUGCUAUAUUUGAUAACUGAGGCUCUUCUAAAACAACAAUCAGUUUGUUGACUUGGUCCUAGUGUUCGUGGAUAUACAAGCCCCUCUGGUCAAGAAUCUAUUCUUCAAAAUGUCUUUCGUCAAACAUACAGUGACAUCAACAAAUACAACAUUUGAUUAAUGGGACAUGAAAACCGACGGCAUGAUGACACACUAGUAAUAUUCUUUGUAUGAUUUUGGAGAAGGAAAUCUUCCUCACAUGGUCUCACAUGGUCUUGUGCCACAUGCUGAGCCCUCCGAUGCCAAAGUCCUGAAACAGAAAGACUUCCUCUUCAUCCACAGACGUUAGUUUGGUGUGACAAGGACCUGGGUUUAACUGCUGGCACCAGUGCUGUCAGGGAUCACAGGAGAGUGGUUUAGCCACUGUCGCAGCAACUGUCCUCUGAAAGGGGUCCCACAAGGAAGUCCUGCAUGCCCACAAGAUGGGCAGUGAUAUAUAGGUAGGGGACAGCACAGGCUAGGAAGGGUGAUUCGAUGUCCACUACUUCAUACUACACCACACCAAAUUAUACUAGACUGAAAUACUUUAUACUAGACUAUGCUACUUUAAGCUAAACUACACUACAUUAUGCUAGACAGAAAUACUUCAUACUACACCACACCACAUUAUACUAGACUGAAAUACUUCGUACCACACCACACCACAUUAUACUAGACUGAAAUACUUUGUACUACACCACACCACAUUAUACUAGACUGAAAUACUUCAUACUACACUACACCACAUUAUACUAGACUACACCACAUUAUACUAGACUGAAAUACUUCAUACUAGACUACACCACAUUAUACUAGACUGAAAUACUUUAUACUAGACUAUGCUACUUUAAGCUAGACUACACUACAUUAUACCAGACAGAAAUACUUUAUACUAGACCACACCACAUUAUACUAGACUGAAAUACUUUAUACUAGACUAUGCUACUUCACACUAGACCACACUAGGUUAUACUAGACUGCUCCUUCCAGCUAGACUAAACAACUUCAUACAAGACUCCACACCUCCAUGCUCGACAAGGUAAAAGCUAGAGUACCAUUCAGUUUGUUGACUUGGUAGUUGUCCCCACCUCUCUCCUUGCUUCUCCUAGUAUGCAUUGAGCUAAAUUUGUUAACACAGCAUGUAUCUCUAAAAUGUAAAUAGCCGCAUGCUUCAAGAGGAACCAUAACUCUAUUGUGUAUAUGUGUGUUUGUGUCCCUUUUUAUAAUAAAAUUAAGAGAACAACAAAAAGAAGAAUGCACUGACUUUCAAAGUUGAUGUAUUUUCCCUUGGCUGGAUACAGGACUGAUAGUAUGUUUGAAUAAGUCGGUGUUGAUUUGACGGGAUCUUUUUCCCGUCUGCGGUUUGAGUGCUUACUUUUUACUGUGGAAAAUACAUCAUGAAGCCGCAUGCUUGUUUUACAUCAUCCAUCUUUCCUCUGUGAUUUCAAGUCUAGUUUGUUGACCCCCUAAAUAUAUCACAACAUUCCUGGGCUAUAAGUCAUGCAGUUAUCAACAUUUACUUGCAAUUGUUCAGUGAUAUGUCUGUGGACUUCUUUGGCUUGUAUAUAGUUCCAAAAUAAGUCAUUUAUUAGCGCCUUUGUUUUUACAAUAAAACUAUAUUAAUAACAAUAAUAAUAAUACCUUAAGUGUUGCCUUGCUUUUACCCUGCCAGAGAUGUGUUGACCUGUAUUGGUCUCGUAGUAUUUACAGAGGCUGGCACUAGCCUACCUGCCUUGUCUUAGUUAACACACGUACAGUAUACAAAGUGGAUACUGUAACUGCAGAGACAGCUAAACGACUUGUAGCCCAAUUUGUUUUAAAUCCAUUGGCACCUUGACGUUCAUUCCUCACUCCAGGCUGGCUGCCAUGUUUGGGUUUAGGGUUCGUCACAAGAAGUUCAGCCAAGUACAUAUUUGCAUUAGGGGAAUGGGUAAAGCUUAGUGGUUAGAGCAUUUGACUACAGAUCAAGAGGUCACAGCUUCAAACAGACUCACCCUGUAUGUCGAAUCAUCUGCUAAACAAACACACUUCCUUAGACCCAGAACAGAUGAUAAUUUCUUUCAUUAUAAUGAUCAUGUUUAUUUUAGAUUUAUAGAUCUAUAUUAUCUAUUAUCUAUGUCAUAAUUAAUCCUUGUGGUGAAGUCAGAUGUUAUGACUUUGUAAAUAAUUGGUUGUAAAAAUGUUACAUGUAAAUUGAUAUUAGUUGUUUUAUUGAAGUUGUUUUAAAUACCGUGCUGAAUAUAGAUAAAUGCUGUUAUGUUUUACCCAAUUAACUGAUUCAAACAUUACUCGGUAAUACAUAUGCAAGGUCAGUUCUUUAUGGUUCAUCAUGUAGGCUAAACAAAAUGCCCUCUUUUAAUAAGUGAAAUAUUUUUAAAAGGCUUGACUUUUUGUGAUCAGUCAUCUUGCAUACAUUCAUCGAGUGAAUUUGCUUUGCUGCCCAUAAAAAGCAAAAAUAGGGGUCAGUAUAAUUUUUGUAAUCAAACAAUCGAUUGUUUUAACCAGUUAUGACUUCAGAUGUCGGAUUCAGAUUCAUUGUCAUGCCAACCUUCAAUCAGUCUGGACUCAUCACCGUAUCUUCCUCUCACUGACUGGAUUGUGAAGAUGAAUAAAUAACAGUUUAUUGUGUUCACAUCAAACUCUGCUGAGAGUGUCUGCUAUUAUGGUUGUUUUAUGAGUGUUUCAUAAGUUGCUUGACAGCAACCAUAAUACUGUGUUGUGCUGUCCGAGCGGCUCACUGUGUUCGCCAUAGGACCAAUCGAACCUGUGUUAAACGUUCCCUUCGUGGGCUGUAGAGAAACUGAAUGGGUUUGUCGCGUUAAAACGGCGACGCAGGCAACAAAAUCUCCGUCUUCCUAAUGCUCUGAACACGGGGCGGACAUUAACAGAGUUAAAUUCGCAACGCAAUACUGCCGACCUUGCUGCUUACGAAAUGGUUCCUCUCCAUUCAGAUCACUUUGCACCCCCAUGGCCACCAAACACGACGUCCAAAGAACUGCCCCCCCCCCCUACCCCCUCCCCCAGAACAUCAAUGCCCCUUG